AUGCUCGUUGCUUUGAUUACUCUCGGCGUCACCCCCUCUGGCUUUGUCAGUCAGUACAAGAGAGAUGGUGGACUUACCAUCUCCCUUUCUGGACCUGUGACGAAUGUCACCACUGUCGACGAUCUCAAGUUCAUAGCGACUGUAGCCAAUACUGGUUCAGAGUCGGUGAAGAUCUUGAAGUACGGGAAGAUUGUGGAUAAUAUCCUUCCAAUCCGCUCGUUCACUGUUACCAAGGAUGGAGAGACUGUUCCGUUCACUGGGAUAAAGCUUACGGUUUCUUUGGAAGACGUUGAUGACUCUGCUUUUGCAGUCAUUUCUCCUGGAGAGUCGGUUAUUGUCGAACUGUCGACGCUCUUUGCCUUUGCCUCCGCUGUUCCGGGAACGCUCACGUUCAUGUCUGUUACGAUGUUCAAAAUGGAUGGUACCGAAGCUGGAUUCGCCAAUGCGAGCCUUGACAGGAUUUCGGUGUCGUCCAGCAUGAAAGCAAAUAGUGACUCACGACGUGACCUCCGGUGGAGUGACGAAUUCAGUGAAGUUUCCCUGUGA
Desarmillaria tabescens is the source of this 546-nucleotide messenger RNA. RefSeq lists its product as uncharacterized. Bases 1 to 546 code for a protein of 181 amino acids. The record is from RefSeq and is a predicted model, not a curated record. Gene Ontology annotation, biological process: proteolysis. Gene Ontology annotation, molecular function: metalloendopeptidase activity. NCBI's taxonomy places the organism in Eukaryota, Fungi, Basidiomycota, Agaricomycetes, Agaricales, Physalacriaceae. The transcript is spliced from 3 exons.